This is a messenger RNA of Maudiozyma saulgeensis, 843 nucleotides long. The record is from the annotation of a GenBank genome assembly. NCBI's taxonomy places the organism in Eukaryota, Fungi, Ascomycota, Saccharomycetes, Saccharomycetales, Saccharomycetaceae.
AUGUAUAAUCUUUCUAAAUAUCCAAACGAUGUUGCCCAAUUAUUUGCACCACCGCCUCCAUUACCAUAUAAGAAACCAAUAGAUUAUCCCCAAAAGGAGAGGCGUACAGUACCAAAUAUUACACCAGUAAGUCAGACUUUAAAGCAACAUCUAUCUAUAUAUUGUAAACAGUUUCCAAAGGGAACACCUAAUUGUCAAUUUCAACCACAAACAAAUAUAAAACAACGACUACGUCAAAAUAAUAGACUUAUACAAGAAAGACUUCGUCAAUGGGAUCCUACUAAUGAUAUUCAUAUGGCACAAACAGAUCCAUUCCGUACUAUAUUCGUUGGAAGAUUACCAUAUAAUAUUACGGAAGUUGAUUUACAAAAAGCGUUUGGUAAUUAUGGAUCUAUUGAAAAAUUACGUGUAGUAAGAGAUAGAGAAUCAAAAUCUAAAGGGUAUGGAUUUGUUGUAUUUGUUGAUCCCAUGGCUGCCAAGACUGUUACAAGAGAAUGUGGUGUACAUAGAGGUAUUGAAAUUGGAGGACGUCGAUGUAUUGUUGAUAUCGAACGUGGACGUACGACAAAAUAUUUUACACCACGUAGGUUAGGUGGUGGACUUGGUGGUAGAGGUUAUACACAACAAAAUCAAUUAUUAUCUCAGAGUCGAUUCUCAUCUCAACACUCAAGAAUACCGUUCAGUAGACCUAGUAGAUUUGCAAGAGAUUCCAUACCUCAACAUCAACCAUAUCAGGAUGAGUUACCUGAUAAUACUGUUCCAACAACUAGUUAUAAGUCUCGUACUACAAGAACUCGUGAUAAUAAUGAUAAUUCAGAACAAGAUAGAAUGCCCGAUUAUUAG